CAGGACCUCUUGAAUAUAGUUUGUUCUUACCUAGAUGAGAUUGAAGAUAUAUACCCAGGUCUCGGAGUUGAUGCUCUUGCUCUCAUAUUAGACGGAGUGUCUCGGGCGAUCCGAGGAGAGAAAAUAUAUAGGACCAGCAUAGUUAACCCAGUGAGUAGAGUCGAUGGUAGUAUUCAAAAGAGCAAGACCUGGGCCGCUAAGGCAGCAGCCGAGAGUCAUCAAAGCAAGGAGGAUAAACGGGUUAUGAUCCGGCUGGAUAGCAAACAUGAGGGACUUUCACAGAUCAACUAUAGAGAGCAAAGAGCAUCAGUAUGGACGAUGGUAUAUUUAUAA
Messenger RNA from Blumeria graminis f. sp. triticale, 333 nucleotides. The record is from the annotation of a GenBank genome assembly. Lineage: Eukaryota; Fungi; Ascomycota; Leotiomycetes; Helotiales; Erysiphaceae.